AUGGUUUACAUGAGGCUGGUCUCUGUCACACUUCAUCGGCGAGGGUCUAGACUGGAGGCAGCAAACCCAACGAACAGGCACCAACGGCAGUGCGGACGGCGAGUCGAGGUGACCGGGCUGCCCGCCGCCGCUCCCUUGGUCUGUCCCUCGUUGACCCCAAUCCUCAGUCAAUUGUCAACUUGCCAGUACGGCCUUCGAGGAAUGAAAUUCCAGGCUGUUGCCAAGCGACAGCAUACUCCACUCGACGUCACUGCUCUCAAUCCUUAG
Messenger RNA from Pyricularia grisea, 267 nucleotides. RefSeq lists its product as uncharacterized. The record is from RefSeq and is a predicted model, not a curated record. The transcript has 2 exons. Lineage: Eukaryota; Fungi; Ascomycota; Sordariomycetes; Magnaporthales; Pyriculariaceae. Bases 1 to 267 code for a protein of 88 amino acids.